Sinocyclocheilus rhinocerous is the source of this 1126-nucleotide messenger RNA. It is a transcript of the gene rnf185, whose product is annotated as ring finger protein 185. The transcript is spliced from 7 exons. The record is from RefSeq and is a predicted model, not a curated record. Gene Ontology annotation, biological process: ubiquitin-dependent protein catabolic process. Gene Ontology annotation, cellular component: endoplasmic reticulum. NCBI's taxonomy places the organism in Eukaryota, Metazoa, Chordata, Actinopteri, Cypriniformes, Cyprinidae. Gene Ontology annotation, molecular function: metal ion binding; ubiquitin protein ligase activity. The coding region runs from base 162 to 737 and encodes 191 amino acids.
CAUGACGUCACUGGGCUUUAACUUCCGGGUGGAGUAACGUUGACGCAAUCCGCUGUAAGCUGAUGAGAGAAGCGGCGUCUUUUUUAAUUUCUCUCUCCUCAGACGUUUUGAUGAGACGGAGCAGGUUUUGUAUGCGCUGAGCUCAUCGAGGUGAAUGCAGAAUGGCCAGCGCAGCAGCCAGCGAGAGUUCAGCUUCAUCCGCAGCGAACGGACAGACGGCCGGAGAGAGCAGUAACAGCGGCGGCGGCGGAGCUCAAGACAGCACGUUUGAGUGCAACAUCUGUCUGGAUACGUCCAAAGACGCCGUCAUCAGUCUGUGUGGACAUCUCUUCUGCUGGCCGUGUUUGCAUCAGUGGCUGGAAACCAGGCCGAACAGACAGGUGUGUCCCGUUUGUAAGGCCGGCAUCAGUCGAGAUAAAGUGAUCCCGCUGUACGGCAGAGGCAGCACCGGACAACAGGACCCCAGAGAGAGGACUCCUCCGCGACCGCAAGGACAGCGGCCAGAACCAGAGAACCGUGGCGGGUUUCAGGGCUUCGGCUUCGGCGAUGGAGGCUUCCAGAUGUCUUUCGGUAUCGGGGCUUUUCCUUUCGGGAUCUUCGCUACAGCGUUUAAUAUCAAUGACGGACGACCGCCUCCAGCAGCUCCAGGAACCCCUCAGCACGCGGAUGAGCAGUUUCUGUCUCGCCUCUUUCUGUUCGUGGCGCUCCUCAUCAUGUUCUGGCUGCUGAUUGCUUAAACGCUGAAGAACUGUGUGAUCGUGUCGCAGGACUAACGGCUGAUUAACCCUACAGUAGUGCAGGAUGCAAACAGCUCUUUUUCUGUGAAAGAGAUGCAGCGCUUGCGUUGUGAGGGAUCCUGUGACAUGCAUAAUGUUCGGUUUCUUCCCAGAAAUGAUUUUAAAUAAAUCCCAGUCUUAUUUCUCUAUUAUUGAUGCCAAAUGAAGCCACUCACUGUAGUAAAGCUAGUAAAACUCGUAUAAAAAUCAUACGAAUGCAUAAACGUACUUCCUAACAGUAAUCAGCGUUUAAUUUUAGCUUGUUUUAAUUCAUAUUUUUGUUUUUAAAUAACUUUGGCUGAAGUAGAGCAUCUGUUCUUUUAAUAAUCAAAAUAAAGUUGUUGUUUUUU